GAUAAAGUACAUGCUGACUUUUUUGUCCUUGGCUAAAACAGUUUAUUCAUACAAUGUGUGCAUUGCAUUUGUCUGAUAUACUGAAAUUUUGCACCAUAUAACUCAUUAUGCUAGCACGCCAGCCAGGUAGCUACCCCAGCAUGCAUCUCGUUACUUCUUUGGUCGGUCGACAGAUGAAAACAUGGCGGCGAUCAGUAAAUACUUUACAGCUAAGAACUGCACUGUAGCAGGCGCCACAAUCGUUGCCUUGUAUCUUCUCAAGAGGAAAAGACAUGCUGACAAGAUAAAUGGGGUGAAAAGAUCAUCAGAACUACAGUUGAGCAAAGAUGAGGCCAAGAAGGAAAGGACGGUGGUGGACAAGGUGUUCUUUGCACGUAUCCUGAAGAUAGUGAAGAUCAUGGUUCCUGGAGUGUUCUGCAAAGAGUCAGGAUACUGUCUCCUCAUCGCUGCCAUGCUGGUGGCCAGAACCUACUGUGAUGUGUGGAUGAUCCAGAAUGGCACCAUGAUCGAGAGUGCAAUUAUUGGUCGUUCAACAAAAGAUUUCAAGAGACUCUUGUUCAACUUUAUAAAAGUCAUGCCAUUUAUCUCGCUGGUUAACAACUUCCUCAAGCUGGGUUUGAAUGAACUGAAGCUCUGUUGCCGGGUUCGACUCACCAAGCACCUCUAUGAUGAGUACCUACAAGGUUACACGUACUAUAAGAUUGGUAACCUGGACAACCGCAUCGGUAACCCCGACCAGCUGUUGACCCAGGACGUUGAGAGGUUCUGUAACAGUGUAGUGGACCUCUACUCCAACAUCAGCAAGCCUCUAUUGGACAUUGGUCUGUACAUCUUCAAGUUGACCUCGGCCAUCGGGCCACAGGGUCCUGCCUGUAUGAUAGGCUACCUGGUGUUCUCUGGGCUCAUCCUGACACGUCUGCGGCGGCCCAUCGGCAAGAUGACGGUGAUGGAGCAGAGAUACGAGGGAGAGUACCGAUUCGUCAACUCACGCCUAAUCACCAACAGUGAAGAAAUUGCCUUCUACAAUGGAAACCUGAGGGAGAAACAGACUAUUCACUCUACCUUCCAGAAACUGGUGGAUCAUUUGCACAAUUUCAUUGUCUUCCGUUUUUCAACUGGUUUCGUGGACAGCAUCAUUGCAAAGUAUAUUGCCACUGUUGUGGGGUACCUGGUGGUGAGCAGGCCGUUCCUGAACCACACCCACCCUCGCCACCUACGCAGUACCCACGCUGAGCUGCUAGAGGACUAUUACCAGAGUGGGCGUAUGUUGCUGAGCAUGUCUCAGGCCCUGGGAAGAAUCGUCCUGGCUGGCAGAGAGAUGAGCAGACUCUCUGGGUUCACAGCUCGCAUCACAGAGAUCAUGAAAGUCCUGAAAGAGCUGAACUCUGGGAAAUACGAGAGGACCAUGGUCUCACAACAGGGAGGAAGAGAUGGUGAAUUACAAGAUAGAAUCACCUUGGUCCCAGGAAGUGGUGAAAUCAUCCACAAAGACAAGAUUAUUAAGUUUGAGCAUACACCCCUUGCAACGCCCAAUGGAGACAUUCUUAUCAAAGACCUCAGCUUUGAGGUGACGUCAGGGACAAACGUCUUGGUGUGUGGCCCCAACGGCUGUGGGAAGAGCUCACUCUUCAGAGUCCUGGGAGAGCUCUGGCCUCUGUUUGGUGGCCGUCUCACCAAACCUGAGCGAGGGAAACUCUUCUAUGUUCCCCAGAGGCCAUACAUGACCCUGGGCUCUCUGAGGGAUCAGGUGAUCUACCCAGAUACAGUGGAGGACCAGAGGAGGAAGGGCACCUUUGAUAAGGUGCUAAAGGAGUACCUGGACAACGUCCAGCUUGGUCACAUCCUGGAGCGGGAGGGCAGCUGGGACACGGUCCAGGACUGGAUGGACGUCCUCAGUGGAGGAGAGAAACAGAGGAUGGCUAUGGCCCGUCUGUUCUACCACAAGCCCCAGUUUGCCAUUCUGGAUGAGUGCACCAGUGCUGUGAGUGUAGAUGUGGAGGACUUCAUCUACAGCCACUGUAGGACGGUGGGCAUCACGUUGUUCACAGUUUCUCACAGGAAGUCUUUGUGGAAGCACCAUGAGUACUACCUGCACAUGGACGGAAGGGGAAACUACGAGUUUAAAGCCAUCACCCAGGAAACAAUUGCGUUUGGGUCAUAAUGACCUCACCACAGCUAAUUAUUGCUCACAUAGAUGGUCCUAAGUAAUUCUGCACUACAUGAAGCAUAGGGAACAGAGAAGUCAAGUCCUAACAUAUUAAAAUGUUAUGCAAUGGUAUGAAGACUGUGAGCUCAAUGUCAAGAGAGAAAUAGCUAAACCUAUAUUCGAUUAAAGGUAGAGUCCACAAUAUGACAUACAGAGCAGGGUACACUUCCUGCUUGCAGAAAUAAACAAAACAAUUGAAUUCUGCCAAGACUGACCGUAUUGGCUCUUCCUGAGGGCAGAUUGAAUUCUGCCAAGACUGACCGUUUUGGCUCUUCCUGAGGGCAGAUUGAAUUCUGCCAAGACUGACCGUUUUGGCUCUUCCUGAGGGCAGAUUGAAUUCUGCCAAGACUGACCGUUUUGGCUCUUCCUGAGGGCAGAUUGAAUUCUGCCAAGACUGACCGUUUUGGCUCUUCCUGAGGGCAGAUUGAAUUCUGCCAAGACUGACCGUUUUGGCUCUUCCUGAGGGCAGAUUGAAUUCUGUUUAGAACUGGAAGCCGCCCCGCUGUGUAUGAUGAUGUCAUAUUGCAGAGUCUACCUUUAAGGAUGUGUGUGUGUAGUGAGUUUUAAUUGUAUGUGAAGCAAAUAAUGUACUAAAAAAACUAGCCUUACCGAUUGUAUGUUUAAAUUUUAUUUCUGUUAAUAUUGCAUUGUUUUUCAUUAUUUAAAAUGGUCAGUUUUAAUGUCUAGUUUUGAAUUAAAUGUUUGUUUAGUGCUGUUUGUUGAAA
Oncorhynchus gorbuscha (pink salmon) is the source of this 2931-nucleotide messenger RNA. RefSeq names its product ATP-binding cassette sub-family D member 3-like. The transcript is spliced from 22 exons. Bases 182 to 2161 code for a protein of 659 amino acids. Gene Ontology annotation, biological process: peroxisome organization; long-chain fatty acid import into peroxisome; very long-chain fatty acid catabolic process. Gene Ontology annotation, molecular function: ATP hydrolysis activity; long-chain fatty acid transmembrane transporter activity; ABC-type transporter activity. Lineage: Eukaryota; Metazoa; Chordata; Actinopteri; Salmoniformes; Salmonidae. The record is from RefSeq and is a predicted model, not a curated record. Gene Ontology annotation, cellular component: peroxisomal membrane; peroxisome.